GGGGGCCCGCGCCACGUGCGGGAGACGCAGCUCAGGCAAACUCCGGGUCCCCGCUGGCCCGUGCGGAGGGAGCGGGAUCGCAGCGCCCCGGCCCCGCGGGGCUCCCCCGGCGCGAGGCGCAGGCCCACUGUCUGAUGGGGAGAUGCCAGAGAGCUGGAAUGCCUCCUCCAACAGCCUGGAGGUGCGAGCCGCAGGCAUCAUCGUGCCAGUGGCCUUCUCCCUCAUCUUCCUCCUGGGCACAGUGGGGAAUGGGCUGGUGCUGGCUGUGCUGCUGCGUAAUGGCCAGGUGAAGUACAACACCACCAACCUGUUCAUCCUCAACCUGGCCAUGGCGGACCUCUGCUUCAUCAUCUGCUGCGUCCCCUUCCAAGCCACCAUCUACACACUGGACGGGUGGCUCUUCGGCCCCUUCGCCUGCAAGGCUGUGCACUUCCUCAUCUACCUCACCAUGUAUGCCAGCAGCUUCACCCUGGCAGCCGUCUCUGUCGACAGGUACCUGGCCAUUCGCUACCCGCUGAAAUCCCGGGAUCUCCGGAUCUCCCGGAAUGCAGUGGUUGCCAUCAUAGUGAUCUGGACCCUGUCACUGCUCUUCGCAGGGCCCUACCUCAGCUACUACCAGAUUGUCCACUACCACGGGGUACCCAUCUGUGUCCCCAUCUGGGAGGACCAGCACCGGAAGAUCCUGGACAUCCUCACCUUUGUGUUUGGGUACCUCCUGCCUGUGGCUGUCGUGAGCUUGGCUUAUGCCAGGACCAUCAAGUUCCUGUGGACCUCAGUAGACCCUGUCGAGAGAAUCUCAGAGUCCCGUAAGGCCAAGUGCAAGGUCACCAAGAUGAUUGUGGCUGUGGCCAUACUCUUCUGCCUCUGCUGGCUGCCCCACCACCUGGUCAUCCUAUGCUUUUGGUUUGGCUACUUCCCCUUCAACCGAGUCACUUAUGCCUGCCGCCUGGCCUCUCACUGCCUGUCAUAUGCCAACUCCUGUCUCAACCCCAUUGUCUAUGCCCUCAUCUCUAAGCAUUUCCGCAAGAAGUUCAAGCUGGUCUUCACUUGCCUCCUCUUCCAGAACAAGAACAGGAAGAAGAAGAGAGCUGGCAAUAAAGUCCACGUGACCAAUGUGGCCAACAAUGCUGUAGGUGCGUAUGGAGGGAACACCGAGGUCUCACAGAUCCAGGAGGAGAAUGCCAGGUGCUGCCAGGGCCUGCUGCGGAAAGAUGCUGAAGACACCCAUCUCCCUGAGGCAUGGACUCAUCAGCUACAGGACACCACUGCCUCUGCUCAGAGAGGACUGCUGGCUGAAGAAAGUUCUGUAACAACUGGCAACCCACUGGCUGUGACCUCACCAGGAAGAUCUCAGGGCCUGCUGACCCUCCACUGAUAAUAUAAACCAAGAGGAGAAAUGCAUAAUCCAGUGGGGGAGUCACCCUUCCACCCCUGUGUAUGCAAGCAGAUUGAAGGAUGUAGCCAUUGGGAAAUUGCACUGCAGUGAUGGCUAAUCUUAACAGUGUCAGCUGUGGCUUUUUUAUGAUCGUUCCACUCUUAUCCACUUCCCUGUACCAUUCUUGUGGGAGCAGUGGAAUCCAUCAAUGGAAAUUCAGAAAGCAGGAGCAUGCUAACAUAAAAACAAGAGACAUGGAGAACUAGACACAGCAUGAUCCCUGGGGAAAGGACUGGACUCCCAUUGCCCUGGGCACGAUAUUGAAAAUAUGUGGCGAGGAGAAGGGGAAGGAGUUUUACCACCAUGUGCGAUAUGACACCACACAAUUAACGGUGUGAUCCAGUGUAAGGCACUGCCCACAUAUUGGGGUUCAAAGAUUUGAACUUCCCUCUUGAGAUUAAUUAGCCCCUCGAUAAACCCUGUGUGGGUGUCUGUUGCUCACAGUCACCCAGGGGGUAUUCCCCCUACACAUUUUCAACAGUGCCCACUAAUUUUGCAUGGCAUCUUGGGUACUGGAAAAUUGCGACUAGCAAAAUUAACGUACCCUGUUUGAAACCACAUGCUGUGGUGUGGGUAUCAGAAUGCUGGGGGGCGUGGUUGGAAGAAUGUGUGUGUGUGGCUAUGUGUGAAGAGAGUUAGUCAUUUUGUUUGGGCUAGGGAUGGGAAUAGGAUCUCUAUGUGUGUCUGUGAAAACGGGGCAGUUCAAAACCUCUGUCACUGGAAAAACUGGGGCAAUGUGUCUAACAUCUCAUGCUCAAAUAAAUUGGUUAGUCUCUAAGGUGCCACAAGUACUCCUUUUCUUUAUCCCAAGCAGUGGAAUUCUGUUCCCUGACUGGGUGUCUUCUCCUCUCUAGUAAUUCCCAGCAGGUUUAGGCCGUUCUCCAAUGCGAAUCCUCCUCCCCCAGCUACUCCACUCUGUAUCACAGAGGGCCUUGUUUGCAAUUCUAGCUGAAAACCCCAAUUGCAAGGAAGUCAGCAGCUCAUAUCAAUAUCUUCUUAUACUAAUUCUACCACCAUCACUGUUAUUAAAAUGAUUUAUUAUAUAGCAAGUAAAAAAUGGAAAACCUGGUAUUAUUACAUCUUAGUGUCCCCUCCCAUGCAUGCUGAUAGACUCAUAGAAGCUUGAGAUGGAAAAGCUCUGUUAGUUUAUUAAGUCGGUCUCUUCCCUCCACCCUGGCAAAGCAGGAUGAUUCCCUACAGAACACUUCCUAGUGUUUUGUCCACUCUAGCUUUAUAUGUCCUCACUACUGUCCUAAUGCUCCUUUGGGUAUGUCUACACUACGAAAUUAGAUCGAAUUUAUAGAAGUCGGUUUUGUAGAAAGCGGUUUUAUACAGUCGAUUGUGUGUGUCCCCACACAAAUGCUCUAAGUGCAUGUAGUCGGCGGAGUGUGUCCACAGUACCGAGGCAACCGUCGGCUUCCGGAGCGUUGCACUGUGGGUGGCUAUCCCACAGUUCCCGCAGCAUCUGCCACCCAUUUGAAUUCUGGACAGAAAUCCCAGUGCCUUAUGGGGCUAAAACAUUGUCGCGGGUGGUUCUGGGUACAUAUCGUCAGGCCCCCGUUCCCUCCCUCCCUCCGUGAAAGCAAGGGCAGACAAUUGUUUUGCGCCUUUUUUCUUGAGUUACCUGUGCAGACACCAUACCACGGCAAGCAUGGAGCCUGCUCAGCUAACCGUCACCGUAUGUCUCCUGGGUGCUGGCAGACGUGGUACUGCAUUGCUACACAGCAGCAGCAACCCAUUGCCUUUUGGCAGCAGACAGUACAGCAUGACUGGUAGCUGUCGUCGACGUAGUCCUGGGUGCUCUUUUAAUCGGGCGCCUGGGCAAACAUGGGAGUGACUCAGCCAGGUCAUUUCCCUUGUUUCGUCUCGUGGCGAUUCAGUCCUACCGGCAGUGCGCUGCCUUUUAACCUCCAGCCAGCAAAAGAUGAUGGCUAGUCGUCAUACUGCUCCAUCUUCGGCCGAGCACCCAGGAGAUAAUGAUGGCUAGCGAUCGUACUUCACAGUCUGCUGCCAGCAAGAUGUAUAAAGAUAGAUGAAGUGGCUCAAAACAAGAAAUAGACCAGAUUUGUUUUGUAUUCAUUUUCUCCUCCCUCCCUCUGUGAAAUCAACGGCCUGCUAAACCCAGUUUUGAGUUCUAUCCUUGAGGGGGCCAUUCAGUUUCUCGCAAAGCCACCCCCUUUGUUGAGUUUAAUUCCCUGUAAGUCAACCCUGUAAGCCGUGUCGUCAGUCGCCCCUCCCUCCGUCAGGGCAACGGCAGACAAUCGUUCCGCGCCUUUUUUCUGUGCAGACGCCAUACCACAGCAAGCAUGGACCCCGCUCAGAUCACUUUGGCAAUUAGGAGCACGUUAAACACCACGCGCAUUAUCCAGCAGUAUAUGCAGCACCAGAACCUGGCACAGCGAUACCGGGCGAGUAGGUGACGUCAGCGCGGUGACGUGAGUAAUGAGGACAUCGACACAGACUUCUCUCAAAGCAGGGGCCCUGGCAAUAUGGGCAUCAUGGUGCUAAUGGGGCAGGUUCAUGCAGUGGAACGCUGAUUCUGGGCUCGGGAAACAAGCACAGACUGGUGGGACCGCAUAGUGUUGCAGGUCUGGGACGAUUCCCAGUGGUUGCGAAACUUUUGCAUGUGUAAGGACACUUUCAUGGAACUUUGUGACUUGCUUUUCCCUGCCCUGAGGCGCAAGAAUACCAAGAUGAGAGCAGCCCUCACAGUUGAGAAGCGAGUGGCAAUAGCCCUGUGGAAGCUUGCAACGCCAGACAACUACCAGUCUGUUGGGAAUCAAUUUGGAGUGGGCAAAUCUACUGUGGGGGCUGCUGUGAUGCAAGUAGCCAAUGCAAUCAAAGAUCUGCUGAUAUCAAGGGUAGUGACCCUGGGAAAUGUGCUGGUCAUAGUGGUUGGCUUUGCUGCAAUGGGAUUCCCUAACUGUGGUGGGGCCAUAGACGGAACCCAUAUCCCUAUCUUGGCACCGGAGCACCAAGACGGCAAGUACAUAAACCGCAAGGGGUACUUUUCAAUAGUGCUGAAAGCACUGGUGGAUCACAAGGGAUAUUUCACCAACAUCAACGUGAGAUAGCCGGGAAAGGUACAUGACGCUCGCAUCUUCAGGAACUCUGGUCUGUUUCAAAAGCUGAAAGAAGGGACUUUAUUCCCAGACCAGAAAAUAACCGUUGGGGACAUUGAAAUGCCUAUAUGUAUCCUUGGGGACCCAGCCUACCCCUUAAUGCCAUGGCUCAUGAAGCCAUACACAGGCAGCCUGGACAGAAGUCAGGAGCUGUUCAACUACAGGCUGAGCAAGUGCAGAAUGGUGAUAGAAUGCGCAUUUUGACGUUUAAAAGCACGCUGGCGCAGUUUACUGACUCAGUUAGACCUCAGCAAAACCAAUAUUCCCACUGUUAUUUCUGCUUGCUGUACGCUCCACAAUAUCUGUGAGAGUAAGGGGGAGACGUUUAUGGCAGGGUGGGAGGUUGAGGAAAAUCACCUGGCUGCUGGUUUCGCACAGCCAGACACCAGAGCGGUUAGAAGAGCACAGGAGAGUGCGGUGCGCAUCAGAGAAGCUUUGAAAACCGGUUUCAUGACUGGACAGGCAACGGUGUGAAAGUUCUGUUUGUUUCUCCUUGAUGAAACCCGCCGCCCCUUGGUUCACUCUACUUCCCUGUAAGCUAACCACUCUCUCCUCCUCCCUUCGAUCA
Messenger RNA from Caretta caretta (loggerhead turtle), 5125 nucleotides. RefSeq names its product galanin receptor 3 (gene GALR3). Gene Ontology annotation, biological process: G protein-coupled receptor signaling pathway. The record is from RefSeq and is a predicted model, not a curated record. Gene Ontology annotation, molecular function: G protein-coupled receptor activity. Gene Ontology annotation, cellular component: plasma membrane. NCBI's taxonomy places the organism in Eukaryota, Metazoa, Chordata, Testudines, Cheloniidae.